This is a messenger RNA of Coregonus sp. 'balchen', 7197 nucleotides long. The record is from the annotation of a GenBank genome assembly. NCBI's taxonomy places the organism in Eukaryota, Metazoa, Chordata, Actinopteri, Salmoniformes, Salmonidae.
CCCAAUUUGCUUUGUAAUUUAAGUUUUUCUUACGCCCCCUUCCACGUCGACUUGCCCUAUCGCCAUAUUUCAACUCGUUGCCUCAAGAAAGGGAUUGUGAAGCCGGUUAAAUAAGUUAGCUAGAAAGCUAGUUCAAACCAGAAAUAGUUCUCAACAGUAGACUUUAGGGUCUUAAAAGUCAUUUUCACCGGUGUCAAAAGAAGGCAUCAGCUCUAGCAAUGAACAUCUUCAGGUUUACGGGAGACCUCUCUCACUUGGCAGCUAUCAUCAUUCUCCUGCUCAAAAUAUGGAAAACCAGGUCGUGUGCUGGUGAGUAACGUUAUAUUAGCUACUAAAAUGUAACUUGAAAGUUUUAUUUCUUCCAAUGACUGUUAUUGGCUAUGUACUGUCUACAUAUGUAGUUAGUUAGCCCUAUGUCCGUAUUCCAACCUAUCUAGUUAGCUGGCUGUAGUUUAGAUCCCUGUAGACCGCUAGUUAGCUAGCUAACAUGGAUAGUUAACGCGUUAGCUAACUAGCGUUAUAUUCCUAACCCACUACUAGUUAGCUAUGUAGCUGCUAGCUACAGAACAAACAAGUAACGAAUGGCAUUUAAGUGUUGAUCAAUAUAUAAUACAUCAUGAAACAAAAGUAUAUGCAGAUCAUGUGUGCACUGACGAGUUCGUUAGCUAGUUAGCUUGAAUUGGUUGAACGUUAGCUACUUAACCACAGUAGCAUGUCAACUUGCUAACUGUCUUUUCAAGCGCGGCAACUUGGAUUGCUUGGAUUUGACGUUAACUAGCUAGCUAAACUGAUUAAUGUUUAAUCAAAGCCUUCCUUGAGUAUCUGUUUUCCACCUAUGACAGGCUAUGUAACUGUUAGCUAGCUAACUUGCUAUGCAAAACAUGUUAGUUACGGUAUCUAACUAGCUAGUUACUUGUAACAGCCAAAAUAGUCGAUGAUAAAAAUAUAAAAAAUCGAUUGUUCAUAAAGUGAUGCAAGUUUGGACACUGUACCUUGUUGUCAGGUGAGGUAUUUAUGAAUAAUUACUGUUUAAACAUUCUGUCUAGUGUCAACUUUGUUUUCUGCAACAGUCUGGCAUGCGAGUACACUCAAUGUAGCCUGGCGUUUGAUUGUUUGGUCUGGACUCUGACGUGGCAUUCAAAGUCCCAGAAAUUAACUGGUUAGGUGGCAAGGAAUCAAUGCAUUCUCACUCAAAAGUAGUCGACACUGCUACAUUUGUCUCAAAUUAGCUGAACACAUCCUAUAUUCUAAACACUCGCACACGUUUCUCUCAUCGACCUUGCUUGCAUCGGAUGCAUUGGCAUGGCGCCCCUUUGAGGCAUUAUGAUCUUCAGGUUUAUAGCAUCUUCCCAUUCAGUUCAUGGAUGGGACAGUGUAAGAUUGAGACCCUGGGGUUUUGUUAACCUAUUCUAUUACAGAAACAAGUGCAUGUUGGUCUGAUCCUGAUAGCAACCAACUUUACUGAAGUGAAUGCAUUAUCCCAUGCAUAAAAUUCAUAACGUCUUGAGGGGUGUGUCUUUUUCUAAUACCAGUCACUCUAAUAUAUGGAAUAAAUACGAUUUCUUGUUAACAUUACGAUUAGGCCUACAUGGAGAUAAAUUAGUUGCUAGGUGAUCACCAUAGUCUUGAGAUGCUGCUGCAUUUCUUGAUGUAGUUUCAGCAAACAGAUGCAGUUUAUUUAUCCUCUAGUCAGACAUGGGUUUGACUCACUCACAUUUCCAAGUGCAGUCAGUAAGAUACUAUCACACUUGCAGCCAUGGCUGUGCAGGGGCUUGCAAAGGAAGACUAUUUCAGAAGUUGUGAAGACCUUGCCAUUUCUUCAUGAACUUGUUCUUGAAGUGAUGCAAAACUAGAAGACUAAUUUCUUAAUAAUUUCCUUCCCGAUAUUAUCCGUCCUACUGUUGUAAAACUGGUUCUCUUCCAGGUAUCUCUGGGAAGAGCCAGAUCCUGUUUGCUUUGGUCUUCACUACUCGCUACCUGGACCUACUCACCUCCUUCAUCUCCCUCUACAACACCACCAUGAAGGUAAGAGGAUGGCUGGGCCUUAAUACUUAGCCUUCCUUUCUUUCUCCAUACCUCCAAACCACUGAUAGUAUUGAUUAAAUGUUAUAAGUUGGGCCAGGCGGAAUCUGUGGAAUCCCUUACAGAGUUGUCUGCAUAAGCACUUGACAGUCAUCACCAAAUCUUUCAGGGCUUCAGAUAAGUAAUCUCUCUGUAGAUUUCAUCUGGCCCUAGUCCGUAGGAGAGAUGGUCUAGACCAGGGGUGUCAAACUCAUUUUAGCUCAGGGGCCACAUGGAGGAAAAUCUAUUCCCAAGUGGGCCGGACCGGUAAAAUCAUGGUAUAUAUAUAUAUAUAUAUAACUUAAAAACAACAACUUCAGAUUGUUUUCUUUGUUUUAAUACUAUCAACAUAAAACAUAAAGCUGGAGCCUGAGGACAGUGUGUCCAAAAUAGUACAAGCACAACAUCACUAUUAAUCAUAAAACACCUCAAGUUUAUUUGAAAAUUCUAAAGAAAAAGAACACAAACACACAAUGCCUCAGUGAUUCACAGAACUGUUUCACAGAUCACAGAACUAUAUCAGGGGGUCAUUUCUCAGGCAGAAAUGUAGAUACAAAUAAUGAAAUCCUGUUCCCCAAACAAGUGCAAGAACCACAGAGUCAAGAAUAGGUUAAAUAUACAAAUAAAAUAAAAUCAAUUAAAAACAAUAGCACAUCAACAUAAAAACAUAUAAACAUAAAGCUGGAGCCUGAGGACAGUGUGUCCAAAAGCACAACAUCACUAUUAAUCAUAAAACACCUCAAGUUAUUUGAAAUUCUGAGGACAAACACACAAACACACAAUGCCUCAGUGAUUCACAGAAGUAUAUCACAGAUCACAGAACUAUAUCAGGGUGUCUCAUGCAGCACUUUAAGUGUGGUUGCAUAGUUUAUUUGACUCCUGAUACCUGGCAUCUUUUAGCUUUCACCAGCGCAUCAAUAUCAGGCAUCACAUCCUGAGUGGCAGCCAACUUCAGGAUGUGAUUCAAGUGCUUGUGCGUGAGCCUUGAGCGCAGCUUUGUUUUAUUUAUGCUCAUUACAGAGAACUUGCUCACAAAGAUAUGUGGUUCCAAACAUGCACAACAGUUUUGCAGCGAGGGCUGUCAAGUUGGGGUAACCUGGCAAGAGAUUCUGAUAAAAUGUGUCCAAGCCAGCUGCAGCAAAUUUGCCCUUCAAAUCCGAGUCACACUGCAAGUCUAUUAUUUCAAGUUGGAUGCUGACGGGCAGAUCAGAGGGAUUCACGGUGAAUGGCGAACAAAAAAACGUUGAAGUCUUUCUCCAGUUCACCAAAAAUCUGAAAGCGUUGCUCAAACUCCCUUAACAGUCCCGUUAUUUUAUCUUUGAACCGCUUCAUGUCUGCCACAUGUUGGGUCGUGCACACAUUUUUCAGACAGGGGCAGUGAGCUGCAUCACCACCGGCGAGUUGCGUCUCUCACAAUGACAGCUUCAACUUGAAAGAACGUAUGCUGUCAUAAUACUGCGUGGCAACUUUGUUGCGCCCUUGCAGCUGUUUGUUCAAGUUAUUCAGGUGCUCUGUAACAUCCACCAUAAAUGCAAGGUCCUGCAUCCAUUCUGCGGAAUGAAAUUCUAACACUGGUUUGCCCUUUUCUUCCAUGAGCUGUUCAAUUUCUUGUCGUAAAUCAAAGAAACGCCUCAGCACAGCACCUCAGCUUAACCAUCUUACCUCAGUGUGGUAUGGCAGGCCAUAGAUGUGGUCUUUCUCUCUGAGAAGGCUGUCAAACUGACGGUGAUUCAGGUUUCUGGAUCGGAUGAAAUUAACAGUUUGGAUGACCACCUUCAUGACGUUAUCCAUCUUUAAUGACUUGCAACACAAAGCCUCCUGGUGCAAAAUACAGUGGAAAGUCCAAAAAUCACGUCCUCCAUUUGCAGAUUGCACUUUCUCUCUGAACUUUGUCACAACGCCUGCUUUUUUCCCGAUCAUUGAGGGCGCACCAUCUGUAGCCAGGCUGACAGCGCGGGACCAGUCCACUCCGACCCUGUCCAGCGCGCCGACGAGUGCAGUGAAAAUAUCAGCUGCUGUCGUUGUAUCUGUCAUCGGCACCAACUCCACGAACUCCUCGGUGACGGUCAAUGUGUCAUCAACUCCGCGGAUGAAAAUGGCCAGUUGUGCAACAUCUGUAAUGUCCGUGCUUUCAUCAAUUGCAACUGAAAACGCAAUAAAUGACUUUACUUUUUGCUUCAACUGGCUGUCCAAAUCCACUGAAAGAUCGGAAAUCCUGUCUGCAACUGUGUUUCUUGUCAGGCUGAUAUUUGCAAAUGCCUGGUGCUUUUCAGGGCACACAAUCUCUGCUGCCUUCAUCAUGCAUGUUUUUACAAAUUCACCCUCACUAAAUGGUUUUGAAGCCACUGCGAUUUCAUUAGCAAUGAGGUAGCUAGCUUUCACUACAGCGUCACUGAUGUCUCGGCUGUGAGUAAACACAGACUGCUGUUUCUUCAGACCCACCAACAGUUCAUUCACCUUCUCUCUUCUCCGCUGUCCUUGAAAGUUGUCAUAUUUGUCGGCAUGAAGACUCACAUAGUGGCGACGAAGGUUAUAUUCUUUCAGCACUGCAACAUGCUGUGAACACACCAAACAUACAGCUUUCCCAUUCAAUUCCGUGAAUAAAUAGAAGGAUGACAAUUUUUCUUGGAACACUCUGCAAUCUGCGUCCACUUUUCUCUUUUUUGACAGAGACAUAUUGGGGCAAUGAGGGUGCCAAAUCACAUAAUGUUAAAAGUAGAAGCCGUAAUAAAUAUCGCGGGCAAAACAAAGUAGCUCAUCCGGACUGGCUGCACUUGCUUGACCUAUUUGCUCAGCCCCGGUAUAAACAGUUUGCUUGCUUAACACAAUUGCUAUUGCGCCAUCCAGUGGACACAAUUGGAACAGCAGUUUAUUUUAUUGAAAAAUUGCAGCUCAUUUUUAUACAAAAUCAUCUCGCGGGCCGGAUUAAACCCAUUUGCGGGCCUGAUCCGGCCCGCGGGCCGGACGUUUGACACCCCUGGUCUAGACUGUGGUACUAUUUUCUUCACAGCACCAUUAACAUGGGAUACACUCAUUUUCUCCCUCUCCUCUUCCCUGCAGGUGAUCUACAUUGGUUGUGCCUACGCCACUGUCUACCUGAUCUACAUUAAGUUCAAGGCCACCUACGAUGGGAACCACGACAGCUUCCGGAUGGAGUUCCUGGUGGUUCCUGUAGGGGGCCUCGCCUGCCUGGUCAACCAUGACUUCUCUUUCCUAGAGGUUAGAGACAUUUACGUUACAUAUGAAGGAGAGACCCCUAGUUGAUGGCUACUUAACCUAUUCUGCAUGGUUAGUUGUGAGAGAGCUGGCGGAUGAGAUUAAUGGCUAAUAUACAGUGUUGUGUGUUUGUCUUUCUAUCAGAUCCUGUGGACAUUCUCCAUCUACCUGGAGUCGGUGACCAUCCUGCCACAGCUCUUCAUGAUCAGUAAGACGGGCGAGGCGGAGACCAUCACCACCCACUACCUGUUCUUCCUGGGUCUCUACCGGGCCCUGUACCUCUUCAACUGGAUCUGGCGCUUUUACUUCGAGGGUUUCUUUGACAUGAUUGCCAUUGUGGCCGGCGUGGUGCAGACCAUCCUCUACUGCGACUUCUUCUACCUUUAUGUCACUAAAGGUGAGUGUCCCUAUCUGAUUUCUGUUCUGCCAUCUGUGUAUUCGCCGUUUGACCUUCUGGUAUUUUAUGUAUGCGUAAGUAAGCAUUAUUGGAGUAAUUGAUGGUUGAGUUUGUAGGACUACAUCAUAUUCUAAAUGAGUUAUAAUCCAUCUAUAUACAGUUUGAAUGUUGUAGUGCACAGGAGUCAGCACAUUGCAAUGGAAAUACAUUUGGAAAAAAAAUAUUGGGCCCUCUGACAUGCAUCUCUAUAAUCCUCAGUGCUGAAAGGAAAGAAGCUGAGCCUGCCAGCAUGAGAGGUUCAGACGGAGACCCCGUGUCUCCCAGCAGACUCAGGGUGCGUGGAGAUGACAUCACGGAACCCCGCCGAGCGAGCACAAGAUGCCUGAGAGACAGAGCGACUCAAGGGAAAAAACACUAGUCUUCUUCAUGAGUAACUUUGAACUUGUAAACAACAAACAGCUCCAGAACUGAAUGAGAGGUCAUCCCAGGUCUUCACGCGGUCUUCGGAUAUCUGUGUUUAGCAUCUUGCCUUACCUUUUCUCAUUGCUGUUCAAAAUAGAAAGAAAACAUAUUUUUUUUUCGACAUGUGAGGUGUGCUCUUUAUGAUGGCUCAACAUGCAUUGUAUCGAUUAGGGUUGACUCAAUGCAAAGUACCAUGCCAAACUUCUUAAUGAAAUGCACAAAUGUAGUCUUUAUGAUUAAGAUGGAAACGAUGUGUCAAGGAGUGUUAGGUAAUGAUGAUUUUAUGUCUUGCUAUUACAUUGUUUUUUUACAUGACUACGCCCUUGGCCAACUUAUUAUUCACAAGUACAUUUACUUAUCUGUUUUGUAGGUGCUCUUUCCUUUGGAGAUCCCAGUUUGCACUCCUCUCUUGAAAAAGUUAUCCUGCAAAGCCCACUUCCUGGUUCUUGUGUUCAUAGAUCCCUUUGCCCAAUUAUUUUUUUCAGUUGGCCUUCUUCAUCUUGGUGUCCUCCGUUAUGUACGUACUUGCCAUUCUAAGAUGAAGUUCCCAUCUUAACAUGAUAAAUAUCACCUUUCACAUCACCAACCAAAAUAAGAGUUUAUUGCAUUACUUAGGCCUAGCCUCAGCUUGUUCAACAUUGGAUGAUUAUAAGUAAUUUAGGGGUCCGUAUAAGUAAUGUGCUUCCUGAUAGGGCUAUUUGGUUUGUUUUCAAUGCAGUCCUAGACUAAGGUUAAUUUGGUAUUGAUUGAAUACUGUAAUCGCCUUACAUGGUCAGUUGUCUGUUUAGCUGUUUAAAUAAAGAUCCAGUCAUUUGUCACAGAGAUAAAACACCCAUUGAAAUGUAAAUGAUAUUCUAGAACAGGGUUGAGGAAUGCGUGUGAUAUAUGGUGUUUGGUAUGGAUUCAUUUUAGUUAAAUGUUGAGAUUUGACCCAUUAUCCCAGCUAAGUACACCCCCAUAGCCUAUUCAUUUGAGUCAUUCCUAUAGCUUCCUUUUUAGUUUUAAGUUGCAUGAUACCUGGGAUACCACCUCACCUCCAAUAAACUUUUUAUGAAAAAACA